CCACGAGGAAUGUAUGAACGAUGUGUACCGCAUUCGUGAAGACUUUGAUAUCUCUAUUUAUAGUGUGUCAUAUUAAAUCAGUUCAUUGCUGUGGAGCCCAGAAUCCUGUUAACGUAUCUAAUUCUAUUGAACAAAGUGAUACAGUUAGUGAUGAGGAGCGGUAUAUCAUUAAGAAAUUCACUGUUCCGGUGGACCAUUUUAAUUUCUCUCUGAACAAGACAUUUGAGAUUAGAUAUCUCGUCAAUGACACGUGGCAACGUGGGGAAAAUCCGCCAAUAUUUUUGUACACUGGGAAUGAACUGUACAUUGAGGAGGCCGUUGGGGCUGCGGCCUUCAUUUAUGACAUCGCACCGACAUUCGGCGCCCUGAUAGUCUUCGCAGAACACCGUUACUACGGCGAGUCGCUUCCCUUCGGAAACGAAUCCUUCUUGAAUGUGGAGAACUGGGGCUACUUGACCUCCCAACAAGCUCUCGCCGAUUACGUCGACCUGAUUGAGUUUCUUCGAUCGAAUUCUUCGAUGAAACAUAGUCCAGUGAUAACUUUUGGGGGUUCGUACGGGGGAAUGCUGAGUGCAUGGAUCCGCAUGAAAUAUCCUCACGUUGUUCAAGGUGCUAUAGCUUCAUCAGCACCAGUGUUCCAGUUCCACGGUGUACGUGAUUGUGAGCCGUAUUUUCAAGUUGUCACUUCAACAUUCGAAGCGGUUGACUCUGAAUGUCCUAAACGAAUUCGGCAAUCAUGGAGUGCGAUAGACAAUAUGACAGCCACGGAUGAAGGCCGAAAAUGGUUAUCAACAGAAUGGAAACUGUGCACUCCUAUAACAAACAAAACCCAUAUCGCCCAAUUGAAAAGGUGGUGGCAACGUCGUUACACAUCUCUCGCAAUCACGAACGAUCAGUAUUCCACGCCAUCAUACACAUUGAAGCAAAUCAAUGAAAUCUGCGCACAUCUGAAGAAUACGACCGAAGAUUCCGAUAUUGGAGUUUUAUCAGCGUUAGGAUUGACGACGAAAAGUUUCGUAUACUUUAACGAGGAUUGCAUCAGCAUUGCCGACGAACCGAUCGUGGACCAGCAAUGGCACUAUCAGGUGUGCACGGAGUUGGUAAUCAACCUUUGUACGGAUGGCGUCCGCGAUAUGUUCUACCCUGAGCCAUUCAAUUUUGAAGAGUUUUCCGAUGAGUGCCAGAGGAAAUUUGGUGUCACUCCUCAGCCGGGAUUGGCCUGCAAGAUCUACGGAUGCUCAGAUUUCAACGCAGCUAGUAAUAUUGUGUUCAGCAACGGGUUGUUGGAUCCGUGGCACGUGGGAGGUGUCUUGAAAAAUGUUUCUGACUCAGUGAUUGCUGUAAUUAUUCCUGAAGGGGCGCAUCAGUUCGAUUUGGCAGGGAGCCGUCCGGAGGAUCCGAAAUCUGUCAUUGAAGCCCGGAAUGUUCACAGAACUUUUAUCUCGAGAUGGAUUCAACAAUACCGUGAAAUCCCUAUGAGGACUCCAGUUUCGAGUGAUUAAUCACUCCAUGCAUUAUCCAUUACAAUUGACUCUCCCUAGCUCUCCACUUUCGGGGCUCGAUAUUCGAGAAACGAAAGCUGAGGGUUGCCACUUCCCUACGCUUAAGGAUUUAUUACCCCCUUUUCGCCAAAAUUCAUGUUUUUUUAACUUUUCUGGUAAUUGUUGAUCGGAUUGACGUGAAAAAUUAUACCGUUUUUGCGUUUUAUCAUUACUUGAUGACUCACGAAAUUUCAUGAUCGUGCAAUUAUUUCCCUGCGGUUUUUCUCAAACUUUUCGGAAAUUCACAAAACUAGAAAAAAUGCAGGGUAAUUAUUGCAGUGCGAUGAAACUUCGUGAGUCAGUCAAUAAUGAUAAAACGUAAUAACAGUAUAUUAUUUCGCGUUAAGCCGAUCAAUAAUUUUCCAGAAUAAUGAAAAAAACGUGAAUUUUGGCCGAGAGGGUGUAGUACAUCCUUAAGGGGAGUGUCUUACGACAGAGACGUCGCGACUAUUCGAGCGAAAAUGCUAUAGCCAUCUCCAUGUCCCAAAACACACUUUCCCCCCGAGGCUGUCUCCUGUGCGUAGUGGGGGCGAUGUUCUCCUCGCUGGGCGACUCCCGAAGAACUAGAGAAGUGAAGAGCUAAGGAGAGUCGCCUUUAAAGCCCCGAUGACGGUUGGAUCUAUUCCUCUAUAGAGGAAACUGAUAUGUCAAGAUUGUUCAAUGGAACAAAUGAGACUUUUUCGUUUCUUCUUUCAUCAUCUUGAGUUCACAGACAACCGCAGAGGCCGGUAAACCUAAUGUCUCAUCACACAUCAUUCACAAAGAAACUUAAAUUCUAGAGAAGUCCUAUUUCUUCCAAUAAAAUAAAUCUCACGACGAGAUAACUGGUAUUCACUAUUAAAUCAUGUUUAUUUGAAAAUUAACAACAAAAUGAUAGUUGGUCCAAAUAAAAUUUUCUUGGUAAAACAUUUUUUUCUGUCAGUGUGUGAGGGAUUAACGAGAAAAUGGUACAAAAACGCAUCAUCAUCCAGCGGAAGGAAGUCUAAAGAAUGAACAAUAAAUGGAAAUCAUGUCAGGAAAAUGUGAAAAAGCAUUAAAUUACGUCUUUCCGUCAUUGGGAAGAUCAGCAUCCCUUCAAUUUCAUGUCGACUUAUUCUUCCAAU
This is a messenger RNA of Diachasma alloeum, 2644 nucleotides long. Its product is annotated as lysosomal Pro-X carboxypeptidase. The record is from RefSeq and is a predicted model, not a curated record. Bases 21 to 1502 code for a protein of 493 amino acids. Gene Ontology annotation, molecular function: serine-type exopeptidase activity; dipeptidyl-peptidase activity. NCBI's taxonomy places the organism in Eukaryota, Metazoa, Arthropoda, Insecta, Hymenoptera, Braconidae. Gene Ontology annotation, biological process: proteolysis. The transcript is spliced from 6 exons.